AUGGCCUCUGAGAUGGACUAUUUUCACCUCUCUGGACCCUUACAUCUUACUUAUGUCAAUUGGGAUUAUGCGUAUCAUCGAAAGUCGGUAGCUGCUAGUUUGGUCCAAGGUGUUUAUGUUCUAGAGAAAGAUCGACAAGGACGACGGAAAGGUCCUGAUUCUCUUGCAUUUCCUUGGUGGACAUUCUUCCAUUUUCAACUGAUUCAUACAUUAGUUGAUGAUGUUGAUAACUCCAUAUUUGGUGCAAUUUAUGAGUUCAAACUUCCACCAGCAAUGUGCCAUGACGCUUUACAUAGAAGUCCGCGAUAUGUGAUUGCGUUUCGCGGGACUAUAACCAAUGCAGACACAGUUUCGCGCGAUGUUGAGUUGGAUGUGAAGUUUCUCAAAAAUGGACUUCAUCGAUGUUCACGCUCAGAGAUAGCUGUCGAAGCUGUCAGAAACAUGGUGGCUAGUAUUGGUGGAAACGGUUCAAAUAUAUGGUUGGCCGGUCAUUCUCUCGGAUCAGGCAUGGCUUUGCUUGCCGGGAAAGCAAUGGCUAAAAAUGGUAUACUCAUUGAGUCUUUUCUUUUCAAUCCUCCAUUUGCAUCGGCUCCAAUUGAGAGAAUUAGGAGUAAGAAAACAAAACAUAGGCUUCGAAUUGCGAGCAGCGUGAUAACAGCCGGAUUAGCCAUUGCUAUGAAUUCGGAUAAGAAAAGUUCAUCCUGUGAUUCAUUUGCUGCUUUGUCUGCUUGGAUUCCAUGCUUGUUUGUGAAUCCAUCUGAUUAUAUAUGUUCCGAGUAUGUCGGAUACUUCGAGCAUAGAAGAAAAAUGGAGGAGAUUGGUGCUGGAAGCAUUGAGAAGUUAGCAACACAAAAUUCACUUGGUUCUCUAAUGAUGAGUGCUUUUGGGAAGGAAUCUGAACCUCUGCAUCUCAUUCCUUCUGCUAUUUUGACAGUAAAUUAUACUCCUACACAAAGUUUCAAAGAAGCUCAUGGGAUUCACCAAUGGUGGAAACCAGAUUUACAUUUGGAAUCCAAGCUCCACAAAUACUAG
This is a messenger RNA of Lathyrus sativus (Indian pea), 1032 nucleotides long. The record is from the annotation of a GenBank genome assembly. NCBI's taxonomy places the organism in Eukaryota, Viridiplantae, Streptophyta, Magnoliopsida, Fabales, Fabaceae.